AUGGGCAACCUCCCCGAAAGCCCGUUUGCGCGCGAGCGCUUCAUUGCUGAGCUAGCCGUGCAGCGGGCAUCCAUCCUCACCAAGCGCCUGCUGCCGUCGUCGCCCUUUGACGCGGCGACAACCGUCGGCACCAACGGCAUCACCAGCAGCAACGGCAUCACGAGCAGCAACAGCCCGAGCAGCAACAGCCCCGCUACCACCACCAUCACCAGCGGUGCUACUGCUCCACGGCCCAACCACCUGGACAGCAGCCACCUGCACAACGGCUACAACUACGCGCGCAAGAACAGCCAGAUUUCCAAGAGCGACGCGUCGCCCGUGACGGCCGGCGACUUUGCCGCGCAGGCGCUGCUGAUCAGCGCCGUACACGGCGCGUUCCCCGACGACGGCUUCGUGGGCGAGGAGGACGCCAACGCGCUGCGGCGGGACCCGGAGCUGGCGCGGCAGGUGUGGGAGUUUGUGACGUCGACGCACCUCGACGACGCGGCGAGCGACGCGCUCCUCGCAACCCCCGCCACCAUCGAGGACAUGUUCGACGUGAUCGACCUGGGCGGCAAAGGGCGCGGGGGCCCGACGGGGCGGUUCUGGGCGCUCGACCCCAUCGACGGCACGGCGGCCUUUAUCAAGGGCCAGCAGUACGCCAUGUCGCUGGCGCUGAUCGACGGGGGGCGCGAGGUGGUGGGCGUGCUGGGGUGCCCGAACCUGCGGCUGCUCGACGACGACGACCUGCUAGGCGACGGCGACGACGCGUCGUCGGGCGGUGGCCGCACCCCCGUCGAGGAGACCAGCGUCGACGAGUACGGCAUGGGCCUGAUGCUGUCGGCCGUGCGCGGCCAGGGCACCAUCUUCCGCCGCAUGGGCCGCGGCGAGCUGCUCGACGCCCGCCGCAUCGAGAAGGUCCCGCACCCGGCCACCGUCCGCGCCAAGCAGCUCCUGAAUCACCAACAAGACAACGGCCACCUGGCCGUCCCAGCCCCCGCCGCCGUCGAGCUGCGCAACCUGCACUUCAUUGACUCGUCCGUCAGCACCGCCACGCUCUCGGAGAAGACGCGGCAGCUGGCCGAAGCGUGCGGGGCGCCGUACCCGGGGACCGAGGUGUACUCGUCGCACAUGCGGUACGCGGCGCUGGUGCUGGGCGGGCGCGAGCACGUGCAGGUGCGCGUGCCCAAGACGCGCGACGCGGCGUGGUGCAUCUGGGACCACGCCGGGUCGCAGCUCAUCUACACCGAGUCGGGCGGCGGCCGCGUCACGGACCUGCUGGGCAAGGACAUCGACUUUGGUUCCGGCCGGGAGCUGACGCGCAACUGGGGGCUCAUCACGGCCGACUACACGGUGCACGGCAAGAUCUUCGAGCUGGCCACGGACAUGCUCAAGGCAGACGCCGCGGCUGCGCAAUGA
Lasiosphaeria miniovina is the source of this 1398-nucleotide messenger RNA. RefSeq lists its product as uncharacterized. Lineage: Eukaryota; Fungi; Ascomycota; Sordariomycetes; Sordariales; Lasiosphaeriaceae. Gene Ontology annotation, biological process: sulfate assimilation. Gene Ontology annotation, molecular function: 3'(2'),5'-bisphosphate nucleotidase activity. The coding region runs from base 1 to 1398 and encodes 465 amino acids. The transcript has 2 exons. The record is from RefSeq and is a predicted model, not a curated record.